ACAAGCUCGAUUUGUCAUCUUUCUCAGCAGCUCUCAUUUGAUAAGCGGCCAGACAAGUCGGCUGUAGAUCCACCUCGUCUACCUGUAUAAAAGCACCCAUGAAGGACAACUAUCCUCAAGCUGCUUCUGCUCCCUUUUCCGCCCUCACAGACUCGCCGCACGUCUCCUCGCCACCAUGUCUAUCCCCAAGCUUUUCCAGCCCCUGAAGGUCGGCGCCAUUACGCUGCAGCACCGCAUCGCUCUCGCGCCCAUGACCCGUAUGCGCUGCACGGCAGACAACGUCCCUCUGCCCAUCGUGAAAGAGUACUACGCCCAGCGCGGUAGCAGCCCUGGCACCCUCCUUGUCACGGAAGCUACGCAGAUUGCCCCAGGCACCUGUGGCAUGCCCAACAUUCCAGGUAUCCACAGCGAUGCGCAGAUUGCCGCGUGGAAGGAGGUCGUAGACGCCGUCCACGCCAAGCAGAGCUUCAUCUUCCUGCAGCUCUGGGCGACCGGCCGCGCUGCUAUCCCGGCCAUUUUAAAGGCUAGCGGGCACCCCUAUGUCUCCGCAUCACCUAUCAAGCUCGAGGACAAGGACGAGACGCCGCGCGAGCUCACAAAGGACGAGAUCAGACAGUACGUCGAGUGGUACGCGCAGGCCGCCGCGAAUGCGAUGAAGGCCGGUUUCGACGGCGUCGAGAUCCACGGAGCGAACGGGUAUCUUGUCGACCAGUUCCUGCAAGACGUUUCGAAUGUCCGGAGCGACGAAUACGGCGGCAGCAUUGAAAACCGCGCCCGCUUCGGCCUCGAGGUCGCCGACGCUGUCGUCAAGGCCGUCGGCGCCGAGCGCACCGCUAUCCGCCUCAGCCCCUGGAGUGAGAUGCAGGGUAUGGGCAUGAAAGACCCCAAGCCCCAGUUCGGGUACUUCGUCGAGCAGCUUAAGGCCCGCCACCCCUCCCUCGCCUACAUCCACGUCGUCGAGUCGCGCGUCAAGGGCGUCAUGACCGUCCCGCCCGAAGAGUACGAUCCAACCAAGUCCAACGACUUCAUCCGCAACAUCUGGGCACCGAGACCCCUCAUCAGCUGCGGCGCGUACUCGCGGGAGCUCGCGAUCGAGACCGCGGAAAAGAAGGGGGACAUCAUCGCGGUGGGGAGGAUUUAUACUUCGAAUCCCGACAUUGUCGAGCGGUGGAGGCACGACUGGCAGUUGACGCCCUACAAGCGCGAUCUCUUCUACAUCCCCGGUGGUGGCCCUGAGGGUUAUUCAGACUACCCUUUCGUCACCGAGGCGCAGAAGGUGAAGAUCGUUGCGUGAUGACCAUUGAAGACAUUCGCACAGCGGAUGAGGAUCUAGUCAUUGUAAGUAGGCAUGGACAAUAGAUCCUGUAGUCUGAUCCUAGAGUCGAGGAAACAGAAUGUUCAGCGCUCAGCCAUUACUCGAC
This is a messenger RNA of Schizophyllum commune H4-8, 1421 nucleotides long. Its product is annotated as FMN-linked oxidoreductase. Gene Ontology annotation, molecular function: FMN binding; NADPH dehydrogenase activity. The record is from RefSeq and is a predicted model, not a curated record. Bases 176 to 1294 code for a protein of 372 amino acids. NCBI's taxonomy places the organism in Eukaryota, Fungi, Basidiomycota, Agaricomycetes, Agaricales, Schizophyllaceae. The transcript is spliced from 5 exons.